Entelurus aequoreus (snake pipefish) is the source of this 777-nucleotide messenger RNA. RefSeq lists its product as uncharacterized. The record is from RefSeq and is a predicted model, not a curated record. NCBI's taxonomy places the organism in Eukaryota, Metazoa, Chordata, Actinopteri, Syngnathiformes, Syngnathidae. The annotation marks the transcript as partial. The transcript is spliced from 4 exons.
CUUAAUGAAAUUAAACAAUGGAUGUCCGCUAACUUUUUGCAACUCAACGCUAAGAAAACGGAAAUGCUGAUUAUCUGUCCUGCUCAACACCAACAUCUAUUUAAUAAUACCACCUUAACAUUUGACAACCAAACAAUUAAACAAGGCGACUCGGUAAAGAAUCUGGGUAUUAUCUUCGACCCAACUCUCUCGUUUGAGUCACACAUUAAGAGUGUUACUAAAACGGCCUUCUUUCAUCUCCGUAAUAUCGCUAAAAUUCGUUCCAUUUUGUCCACAAGCGAUGCUGAGAUCAUUAUCCAUGCGUUCGUUACAUCUCGUCUCGAUUACUGUAACGUUUUAUUUUCGGGCCUCCCUAUGUCUAGCAUUAAAAGAUUACAGUUGGUACAAAAUGCGGCUGCUAGACUUUUGACAAAAACAAGAAAGUUUGAUCAUAUUACGCCUAUACUGGCUCACUUGCACUGGCUUUCCUCCAUCGCCGGACGCAAGCCGGGCUUCCGACCGGCUGAGCGUACUCCCCCCGCCCCCCAUUUCGAGGGAGCGGGAAUUGGGGACGGCCAGGUCCCCCUGUGGCCCCGGUCUUCUCCUCCUCUGGGGCCAUUCGCCCCCCCUCCCCGUCUGGUCCGCCAGCACCUGCAGGAGCCGCAACUGUUGGCGGGACUCCUCGAGUCGCUGGCGGCUGCCUGCCGCGAGAGCCCACAGGAGAUCGUCCCCCCCCGCCUCCGAUGGUCCAGCCACGUUGGGACCACCAAGGAAGGACAUUCUGAUGAGCAGGUUUGA